Procambarus clarkii (red swamp crayfish) is the source of this 3042-nucleotide messenger RNA. RefSeq names its product zinc finger protein OZF. Gene Ontology annotation, cellular component: PcG protein complex; transcription regulator complex; chromatin. NCBI's taxonomy places the organism in Eukaryota, Metazoa, Arthropoda, Malacostraca, Decapoda, Cambaridae. Gene Ontology annotation, molecular function: DNA-binding transcription factor activity, RNA polymerase II-specific; RNA polymerase II cis-regulatory region sequence-specific DNA binding. The record is from RefSeq and is a predicted model, not a curated record. Gene Ontology annotation, biological process: regulation of transcription by RNA polymerase II.
GCAUUGACCUCAAGGAAAUGAAGGUAGUUAUACAACUGUACAAGUAAAUGGUGCACCCCCAACUUGAAUUAUUGUAUCUAGGCAUGGAGACCUCAUUUUCAGAAAGACAUUUGGUGUGGAGAAAGUUUAACACUGACAACAAAAAUCAUUCCUGAACUAAGUUGUCUCUCAUACCAGGAUUGGUUGAGGGCCACAGGGCUAACAAAAGUGCAAACCAGACAUAAUAAGUCUGAUCUCAUUGAAACUUAAAAUUCUGAACAAUUUGGAGGAUAUUGAUCUUGACCACUUCUUAAAAAGGUGAGAUGUUACACAAACAAGGAGGAGUGGUUUCAAGAUCAACAAGGCACAAUGCAGGACAGAAAGGAGAUUCUUUUUCACCCUUAGAGUUAUAAACCCAAUGAAGCCGUAAAUUCCAAAACACUGGAAUUUCAACAUCCAACUCGACAAAAUCAUCACAACAAAUGAGGGGGAACCUUUGACAAGCUGCUGGCUUUUUGUCCUUGUUAAGGCCACUAGAGAUAUAGUGGCCCACACAGAUCCCUUCUGGUUCCGAUUUUUCAAGAUAAGAAAACUGGUCACGUAAUCCUGCUAGAUAUUCAGGGUCAGCAAUAAACUUUCAUCAGUCCUAACUCUUUUGUAUUAUUCUCUAGACAUAAUUGAGGAUCACAGUUACUUGCAUUGCAGAAUACGUGCUCCAGGAAUUCAUCGCCAGCAGUAUUUUGGCCACUUAGAUCUGUAUACAGCACAGCAUUUACUUCCUCUUAGCAGCUUCCACCAGUCUCUGUUCCUGUGCACGGCCACUUCAUGUGUACUGAUCAUGCUGGAGUAUAUUUGAGUACUUUACUGGCUCUUAAAUUUUUAAACAAAUUUGUGUUUGCUUUAGAAACUUUUAGAUUACUUAGUAUUUUAUGUAAAAGACCUUGAAAUUCAUUCCGAAGAAGAACAUCUCUAUUACGUCUCAGAACGGCAUAAACCAUCUUGAAAACUGAGAAAGUUUGCUUACGUUUGUUUUUUAAUUCAUUGUCAGUUAAUCUUGUCUAAUAAUCUGCUAGAUUUAUUAAAAAGGUCUUUUGAGAUAUAAUCUUUUAAGUGUUCAAAAGUUUACACACAAGAGAAAUAAUAUAUUUUUGUAUCAAAGAUUUGUAAAAUAAAAUUUGAUAAAAGAAUAUGAGUGACAAAGAAGAAAAGAAUAUGAAUGAUCAAGAAGAAAAGAAUAUGAAUGACCAAGAAGAAAAGAAUAUGAAUGAAGAAGAUGAAAACAAUGACAACGAUGAAGAAGAAAACAAUGAUAACGAUGAAGAAAAUAAUAUGAAUGAUCAAGAAGAAAACAAUGCUAAUGAUCAAGAAGAAAAGAAUAUGAAUGAUCAAGACGAUAAGAAUAUGAGUGAUCAAGAAGAUCAGAAUAUGAGUGAUCCAGAAGAAAAGAACAUGAACGACCCAGAGGAAAAGAAUGGUCAAGAACCAAAGAAACCUUACAAAUGUUCCGAAUGUCCAAAAUGCUUUAAAAAGAAAUCAUAUUUGGCAGAACAUAUGACAUCUCAUACUGGAGAGAAGCCUCAUAAGUGUUCAGUGUGUCAAAAAGCAUUUAAACGAAAAUCAUACCUAGUAGAACAUAUGAGAUCUCAUACUGGAGAGAAACCUUUUCAAUGUACAGUAUGUCCAAAAGCCUAUAAACAAAAAUCGUUUCUAGUAGAACAUAUGACGUCUCAUACAGGAGAGAAACCACAUGAAUGUACGGUUUGUCAAAAAGCCUUUAAAAGAAGAUCGUAUCUAGCAGAACACAUGACAGUUCAUACUGGAGAGAAACCAUAUCAAUGUUCAGAGUGUCCAAAGGUUUUCAAACAAAAAUCUUACCUAGCAGAACAUAUGACAGCUCAUACUGGAGAGAAACCACAUAAGUGUUCGGUUUGUCAAAAAGCCUUUAAGCGAAGAUCAUAUCUGGUAGAACAUACGAGAGUUCAUACUGGAGAAAAGCCAUAUCAAUGUUCAAUGUGUGAAAAAUCUUAUAAACAAAGAUCGUAUCUUCUAGAACACAUGACAGCUCAUACUGGAGAGAAGCCACAUCAGUGUUCAGUGUGUCAAAAAGCCUUUAAACGGAGAUCAUAUCUACUAGAACAUAUGACAGCUCACACUGGAGAGAAGCCACAUCAUUGUUCAGUGUGUCAAAAAGCUUUUAAAAGAAGGUCAUAUCUUGUAGAACAUAUGAGAGCUCAUACUUGAAAGAAAACCAGAAUUCAUAUCACUGUGCAAUGUCUUAAAAAGUAAGUUCUUCAGUACCAUGGGAUGAUGCAUCACAAACCAGACCUAUAGGGGAUUCUAUAAUGACAUUUGGCAUGUGCUAUUUAAUUAUAUUUGACAUGUAUUUUUAAUUAAUAUUCAUGUGCUUGUCUAUUUCCAAGCUAUAUAAUUUUAGUGCAAGUUAAACAGUGUAGUACACAAAGCUGUACCAAGGUUAUAAGAAGUCUACAAAAGUGCCCGAGUGUGAGUAGAAUCUCUGUAAUGGGUAGCAACUGUCAAUAAGAUUAAGUGUUAAUUUUCUUACUGACCACCACAUUCCUUAAACGUAUCACAAGACAUUUGACCUGACCACUGCAGUUCACUUCAGAAUGGUUGUAGAAUGGCUGGCAGAGACUUUUGGAGGAGACACGAAUGACCUCAAAAUGUUGACAAGAUCAUUAGCAUACCUUAUCCAGUGGAAAGUAAGUAAUUUGAAAGGUAACAGUACUUAGUGUCGGAACAUGGAUUUAUACAGACCCUUGUGAAAGAAAUGGUAUGUGAUGCUUGUGUCGGAUGUCUGAUAUGGUUAGUUUUGUCUGACUUAAUUUGAAUAUAGAUAACUUAAGCAAGAUUUCAUGAGUAGGAGUAAGAAUAAGGAGUUACAAUAAAGUUUUCCCUUCUAUAUAUAAAUUCUGUAAACACUUUAGUUUAUAUUGUGGCAUUGACAGUUGUUUACAGUAGCAUCAAUAGAUUUAAGUACAGUAUAUAAUGUUUUAUUAUUCCCGGUUGUAAAUAAGUUAAUUGUGCAAUUAUAAACAAAACAUA